AUGAUCGGCAAUAAUGCAUUCAAUGACAAUACGGGCCGUCAUUCAGAUGUGGUAUAUGUUAUGAUGAAUACCACCGAUGGCUUAGUGAUGCAGACAAUUCGUGAUGACCAGCGCUCAUUGGCUAUGAAGCGGAUUCUAUCGGCGUCCUUCUAUGCCUUCUCUUCGUUUCUCAUAAGCGUUAUCAACAAAAUAGUGCUCACGAACUAUAGCAAAUUCGGUAUUUACUACAGCGCCGAUUGUCCGUUUCAAUCACGUGUUUCACCGCUGACGCCCACUCUUUGGGUCCGGGAAGACUACAUGGUAUCAAUGGCUUACCGAAGCGAGACAUCACAUGCAUUUCCCACCGAUUGGGCAGACGACUUAAACACCGUUGACAUACAACGAAUGUUUGGCCAACGCUGGCAGACAUCUCAACACAACUUUUCGCCACCAAAAUCGCCGAUUCCGACACCACUUCAACAAAUCUCGUCGCCGAUGCCUUCGGCCGAAGACAUUAUGUGUGUGUUCGCCGCUCGUGACACUUGUCUCAUGGGAACCAUACCCGACAAACACAACACUAACCGUACGAAGAAUACUACUGACGCUGAAACGAGCAAUACGUCAGCUCUCAUCAUAGACGAGGUCGUGAAGCACAUGACACUCGGAAACAUAGAGUCUCAAUACCCAUCGCCUGGACUCGAGUCCACGGCCAUGAUCUUCACCAUAACCCAUUACUCCAAAGGCUUUUCGAUUACCUUCGUGGUCGACAAAUCGAUCAUUCACUGGUCAACACACUGGUCAUCGCACUCGCCAUCGCACUCGUCAUCCGUUCCAAUCCUAACGACUCGAUCCAAAGACAUCGAAUCCAAUUCAGUAUCGAUCACCGCUCAAAUCAUCGCUCAAGAAUUGCCGGACAAAUCCAUAGAGGUUUUGAAGAUAAAGUCAGGUGCAAUUUACAAACACAUCACUCUUCGUGUUGGAAAUGAAUUCAAACAUAAAAUAGCAUCAAUGCGCUCAUCAAUUCACAAAUUGACAUUUCCUUACGAAGACUCGUACCGUAUCGCCUGCCCGACAACGCUCAUAGACUAUGGUAUAGCCAACGCCUCAACUCAUCGAAGCUCACUUUGCGAUCACAUCUCACACCCGACGCCAUGUUUUCAUUUAAGGGUCAGACAACAGCCUGGGGAAUGUCGUGAUUGUGAAUCACCCACUCCUAUGAAUAUUCCAGUCAACUAUCAUGAUGACUUCGAUGAGUUCAUACAUCACUCAUUACUCCAAUACAUCACCUCAUGUGCAAACGAUAUGCACACUUAUAUACUCAUAAUAUUCCCAUCGUAUCAUAUGCUAGGAAUGGGACAAAUGAUGGUCACAAUAAUUAUAUUACGCAUAGGGAAAUUACUAUACCUUAUAAAUUAUCCCAACUAUACGACGAAUACUUAUUUAAAAAUAUGGCCGCUGCCAGUGCUCUACAUCGGGAACCUGGUGUGCGGUUUGGGCGGCACUAAACAUCUGAGUCUUCCAAUGUUCACAGUUUUGCGGAGAUUUACUAUUUUAAUGACUUUCAUUGGAGAGUACUAUAUCCUCAAUGUCGUUCAAAACAAAGCAAUCAUAAUAACUAUCGUGGCUAUGGUUGGCGGCGCUAUGAUUGCAGCCAGCAAUGACUUAGCCUUCGAUGCGAGCGGUUAUGCGUUUGUCAUAAGCAACGACUUGUUCACUGCUGCCAAUGGCGUCUGUAUGAAAAAGAAACUUAAUUCCAGAGUACGUCAUUAUUAUAAUUGUUAUUAUUUUCCGAGACCAACGCAGGCUGGCGCAGUGUUGAGCGGUUCGGGCGAAGCGGUUGUGGAGAAAAUGCGAGUUUUAUUAUGUGAAGUAACCGCUGAAAGCUCUGGCGAUUGA
Medioppia subpectinata is the source of this 1875-nucleotide messenger RNA. NCBI's taxonomy places the organism in Eukaryota, Metazoa, Arthropoda, Arachnida, Sarcoptiformes, Oppiidae. The record is from the annotation of a GenBank genome assembly.